CCCAACGCCGCCAGUUUGUUAAAUUAAUGCAGUAAGAAAGUCUGAAGAUCUGAAGGAGUCCUGGCAAAAGGAAGAUGGGCAAGCUCAGAAAACCAAGAUGCAUCUGAAGCCUGAGGUUCCUGAGCCCCGCGGAGUCGCCAUGGACCCUGGCAGCCCCCGAAACUUGCCCUAAGCUCCCUCACAUCUGCAGCCCCGAGCAAUGGGACACCUUUCCUGCAGUGAUCAUAACUUAUUCGUCGGGGGCCAGAGAACAGGAAUCGCAAGGCGACAGCAGACCGACACGCAGGCAGGGGAACGAGAUUCCGGGACUCGGUCGCGAUGCGCCAGCCUGGCAUAUUCUCUGGGAUUUAACUGAAGGCAGCACCGCCAAUCGCUUCCCCUCGCCCCUAACCCCCUCAGCAUUAAGCCCUACUCUCACUACCCAAGAUGCUUGCCCCAUCUAACCGUCCGCGGCCAGCGCUCUGAUCUCCACGGAAGAUUUUUUUUCUUGCAUGAAGCUGACCAUUUAAACAGAAAAACGGGUAAAAAAGAAAAUAUACCCACCCCCAAACGUGCCUCCCCAGCGCCGCAGGGAGCCAACAGACACGCUGGAGUUUAACAAGCAGCAAUACUCUCCGCGCUCUCCAAAAUCAGGGCUGGACGCUCUCCGUGGUGCUGAAACGCUUCGCGGCGGCGGCGGCGGCGGCGGCUGUCCGUGGUACCUAUAGCCCCCUCCUCCAAUUUCCCCUGGGGCUUUCCCUCCGCGCCUGUUUCCCACCUCCCCUCGGCAUCUGGAUUAUUUUUUCAAUAGCGCUCGCUGGUUUUGUAAGUACCAAUUUGAAACAUAUUUUUGGCCCCAUAACUCGUGGACUACAAAGCACAAGGACCUGAAAAUGUACAGCUUCAAUACUCUUCGACUCUACCUUUGGGAGACCAUUGUAUUCUUCAGCCUUGCUGCUUCUAAGGAGGCUGAUGCCGCCCGCUCCGCACCCAAGCCCAUGUCUCCCUCAGACUUCCUGGAUAAGCUCAUGGGGAGAACCUCUGGAUAUGAUGCCAGGAUCAGGCCCAAUUUUAAAGGUCCCCCGGUGAAUGUGAGCUGCAACAUUUUCAUCAACAGCUUUGGUUCCAUUGCUGAGACAACUAUGGACUACAGGGUCAACAUCUUUCUGCGGCAGCAGUGGAACGACCCCCGGCUGGCCUACAACGAAUACCCCGACGACUCCCUGGACCUGGACCCGUCCAUGUUGGACUCCAUCUGGAAACCCGACCUGUUCUUCGCGAACGAGAAGGGGGCCCACUUCCACGAGAUCACCACGGACAACAAGCUGCUGCGGAUCUCCCGCAGUGGGAACGUCCUCUACAGCAUCAGAAUCACCCUGACGCUGGCCUGCCCCAUGGACUUGAAGAAUUUUCCCAUGGAUGUCCAGACGUGUAUCAUGCAACUGGAAAGCUUUGGCUAUACCAUGAAUGACCUCAUCUUUGAGUGGCAGGAGCAGGGAGCUGUGCAGGUGGCAGAUGGACUAACUCUGCCCCAGUUUAUCCUGAAGGAGGAGAAGGAUUUGAGAUACUGCACCAAGCAUUACAACACAGGUAAAUUCACCUGCAUUGAGGCUCGGUUCCACCUGGAGCGACAGAUGGGCUACUACCUGAUCCAGAUGUACAUUCCCAGCCUGCUCAUUGUCAUCCUCUCCUGGAUUUCCUUCUGGAUCAAUAUGGAUGCUGCACCAGCCCGUGUGGGACUGGGCAUCACCACCGUGCUCACCAUGACCACCCAGAGCUCUGGCUCCCGAGCGUCCCUGCCCAAGGUGUCCUACGUGAAAGCCAUUGACAUUUGGAUGGCGGUGUGCCUGCUCUUUGUGUUCUCCGCCUUGCUUGAGUAUGCUGCUGUCAACUUCGUGUCUCGGCAGCACAAAGAGCUGCUCCGGUUCAGGAGGAAGCGAAGACACCACAAGAGCCCCAUGUUGAAUCUAUUCCAGGAGGAUGAGGCGGGAGAGGGCCGCUUCAACUUCUCUGCCUAUGGGAUGGGCCCAGCCUGUCUACAGGCCAAGGAUGGCAUCUCGGUCAAGGGCGCCAACAACAACAACACCACCAAUCCCGCUCCUGCGCCGUCCAAGACGCCGGAGGAGAUGCGAAAACUCUUCAUCCAGAGGGCCAAGAAGAUCGACAAAAUAUCGCGCAUCGGCUUCCCCAUGGCCUUCCUCAUCUUCAACAUGUUCUACUGGAUCAUCUACAAGAUCGUCCGCAGGGAGGACGUCCACAACCAGUGACGGGUCUGGGACGGGGGAGGCUGGGAGCGGGCGGUAGAGCCAGCACAGGCAUCUGAGAGGCGAGGAAGGGGCGGGAGAGGGCGGGGCACGCACACAGGAUCCCACUCUCUCUGCACCGAGGGCGAUAGCAAGAGGCAGCGAUGCAUGAGUCUUACAAUGUGGCACUCUCUAU
This is a messenger RNA of Myotis davidii, 2418 nucleotides long. RefSeq names its product glycine receptor alpha 1 (gene GLRA1). The coding region runs from base 873 to 2246 and encodes 457 amino acids. The transcript is spliced from 9 exons. NCBI's taxonomy places the organism in Eukaryota, Metazoa, Chordata, Mammalia, Chiroptera, Vespertilionidae. Gene Ontology annotation, biological process: chloride transmembrane transport; nervous system process; signal transduction. Gene Ontology annotation, cellular component: postsynaptic membrane; neuron projection; synapse. Gene Ontology annotation, molecular function: glycine binding; extracellularly glycine-gated chloride channel activity; transmembrane signaling receptor activity. The record is from RefSeq and is a predicted model, not a curated record.